AUGCAACGGUUCAGCUUCGCAGCGGCACACCCCGGUAUUGAACGAUCAGAUUUGUCAGGGCCAAGUGCAAGCGCUACUCUCUUCAUCGCUGUGCGUUUUCGCGGCGGGGUGGAUCGCUCGCGGACUGGUGAAUCGGACCUGUGCACUGCUACGAUUCACUGGGCCGCUUUGUGUGCCUCAGAAACGGCCUCGUGGAGCGGAUCGGGGUCGUUCGAUCCCUGCUUCCGUCGCAGUUUGGGAACUGGUGGGAGUUGGAGAUCUCCUUCCUGGCCCGCCAGGACACUCCGAGCCAGCUGGUGCUCUUGCUGCCUCUCAGCGGCGAGGGCCCGGCUGCCGGGUCUUGGGAGCCAUGGGCAGGUGUGCAGAAAGAGCCUGCCAGCAUCGUUCGUGGUGCCAUGGUUGGCCCCAGCGAUGGCGUUAGGGACCGGCCAAGAAGGUUCCCGCACCCGGGCCACGGGCAUGAGUGGAG
Molecule: messenger RNA, 469 nt
Organism: Symbiodinium sp. CCMP2456
Lineage: Eukaryota; Dinophyceae; Suessiales; Symbiodiniaceae
Source: the annotation of a GenBank genome assembly